AUGCCAUCUCCCGUCGUUCUCCUGGCCUCAUUGCCAGCUGCUCUGGCUGCGACCCUCUACGUGUCCCCAACAGGCAGCAGCAGCGGAACCGGAACACUGGAGAGCCCCUACGCGUCGAUCCAGACAGCUGUUGACAAGGCCGUUGCAGGCGAUAUCAUCUCCCUCCGCGGUGGCACUUACAAGCCCACCAAGAACAUCUCAAUCAAGAAGAGUGGAACGGCCGGUGCCUACUACACACUGACCGCCUAUGGGGACGAGUCGGUCACCAUCGACGGCGAGGCCCUGACCGGCACCCCGGCCGAGCUCAACGGGUCGCUGGACCGGGCCGACCGCGGCGUGCUCCACUUCGAGGGCACAAGCUACUGGAACGUGUCCAAGAUCACGCUGAUCAACGGGCCCUACGGAGUCUACCUCCAGGACGGCAACAACAACAUCUUUGACCGCAUCGUCACGCACGACAACUACGAGACCGGGUUCCAGAUGCAGGGCAGCCUCAGCAACAACCAGAUCCUGUACCUGGACUCGUACAUGAACCGCGACCCCCGCAAGAACGGGGAGAGCGCGGACGGCCUUGGGUGCAAGGAGGGCAGCGGCACGGGCAACAUCAUCAAGGGGGCUCGUCUUUGGAACAACGUCGAUGACGGUCUUGACCUCUGGGAGUUCGCAUCCCCCAUCACAAUCGAGGAUUCCAUCUCCUGGGGCAACGGCUUCAACCGCUGGGACUUCACCCCCUUCGAGGGCGACGGCAACGGCUACAAGCUGGGCGGCGGCAGCACGACCAAGGCCAACCACGUCGUGACCAACAGCAUCGCCUUCAGCAACUCGGCCAAGGGCUUCACCGACAACAAGCAGCCGGGCGCCUUCACCUUCACGCGCAACACGGCCUACAAGAACGUCGGCGUCGGGUUCCAGCUCACCGGCGCCACCGGCGUCACGGGCAAGUUCUCCAAGAACGUCGCCGCGCUCAACUCGGACGGGAGCACCGCCCAGGCCGACCAGACCAGCCUCAAGGGCGCGACGUCGAGCGGCAACUCGUGGGAUGCCAGCACCAAGUGGACCGAUGCCAGCUUCAAGAGUGUGGAUGUCAAGCUCGUCCAGGGCGAGAGGGGGUCCAACGGCAAGGUCCCGGCUAGCAGCUUCUUGGCUCCUGCUUCUGGUGAUGCGAUCGGCGCGACUAUUGCCUAG
This is a messenger RNA of Diaporthe citri, 1185 nucleotides long. RefSeq lists its product as uncharacterized. The record is from RefSeq and is a predicted model, not a curated record. The coding region runs from base 1 to 1185 and encodes 394 amino acids. The transcript is spliced from 2 exons. Lineage: Eukaryota; Fungi; Ascomycota; Sordariomycetes; Diaporthales; Diaporthaceae.